Messenger RNA from Caenorhabditis elegans, 1609 nucleotides. RefSeq names its product Protein kinase domain-containing protein (gene R10D12.10). The record is from RefSeq and is marked reviewed. Lineage: Eukaryota; Metazoa; Nematoda; Chromadorea; Rhabditida; Rhabditidae. The transcript is spliced from 6 exons. Gene Ontology annotation, molecular function: ATP binding. The coding region runs from base 25 to 1518 and encodes 497 amino acids.
AUUGCCAUAUUUUAUAAAACAUCAAUGACACGUAAUCAAAGUGUUAUUAAAAGCGAUAACAACGGAUCGGUCUCAAAAGCACACGAACCUAAGCUAGGGUCAUGGUUCUCAAUUGGAGAAAUUGCCAAAGGUGACCUUAGUACUGUUUCCAGAGUGAUCGAUAGUGAAGGGAAGAUUGAAGCUGCAAUGAAGGUAGAAAAGCUGUCAAAAGAUUCAAAAAAGAGGUCUAUUGAGAAGGAUGUGCUUGAAGCUUUACGUGACAGUCCUCAUUCUGCCCAUAUCAUCGAACAACUAUUGAUUGGGGACUACAGAUUCACUGUUAUGACAUUGUCUGGCCCAACACUCGGGAUUAUCAAGCACAUUAUGGACAACAAGUUCAGUGAUUCUACAAUACUUCGUCUUUCAAUGAGAACUCUGAUGGCGAUCAAGGAUCUUCACGAGCACGGCUUCAUCCAUCGUGACUUGGAACCUUUCAACAUUGCUUUAUCCCCGUACAAAUCGUCUCGGAACAUUCUCCUUUUGGAUUUCGGAGAGGCGAGGCAAUUUGCAAGAAACGAUAAUGGCAAGUGGAUGUUGAGAAAACCAAGAGACAAGGCUCCAUUCCGUGGAUCGGAUCAAUAUUGCUCACCCAGAAUGCACAACCACGAAGAGCAAGGAAGAGUUGACGAUCUGUGGUCGUGGCUUUAUGUGUUUGUCGAGCUGCGAGCAUUCUUGCCAUGGACUGACUCAACAUCUCGUUUCAAGUACGGACCUCUGAAAAGAGAACUUCUCGAUGAUUUGCUUGCCUCGGACCCAUUCAUCACAACCUUCUGCCCGAUCGUGACACUUUUGAGAGAAGGCAAGUACGCGGAUCGCCCAGACUACGGAAAAAUCUACGAAAUCUUGGCUGCAAAAAUGACAUCAAUGGGCGUGAAAUGGACGGAUCCAAUGGAUUUUGAUUUGCAAGCAGACAAGCCUAACUACUUCUCGAAAUCACCAUCAAAUGAAGAAGUGAUGACAGAUGAGCAGAUUUCCGCCGCGUUUCACGAACAAAUUGUGCCGGGUGGUCUACAGUACGUCUUGCCAGCAAAUGUGCCGUUUUAUGCAGAGGAAAAAGUUGUGAAGAAGAAUAAGGAGAAAGAAAGGGAGAAGGAAAAAGACAAGGAGAAAGAGAAGGAGAAGGACAAGGAGAAAGAAAAGGAGAAAGAAAAGGAGAAAGAGAAGGACAAAGAAAAGGAGCGGGAGAAACGAAAGAGUAAGGAGAAGAUCAAGGAAAAAGAGAAGAAGAUGGGAUCUCUAGAGAAAACAACUGAAAGAACUUCCGAAGCUCCGAGCACAAAUGCACUUCCGAAGGCCAAACCCAAAAAAAUCAGAACUCUUCCACCUAAGCAGAAGCAUACAAAGACUAGCUCGACUAGCUCGGUGAGCCAUCAAACUCCACCGUCUCCAAUCAAGAAGCCAUCGCCAAAACUUCCAGCACAAGUCAAGAAGAAAACUGUUUCAACGGGAGGAGGUUCUAAACAGAAGGCAAAAAUAUAACUCAAUGUAUAAGCGUGAUUCGUGAAAAAUACAUUUAUUGUAUUGAAAAUGUUUUUUACUCCAACAAAUGAAUAUUUAAUUAAUAUUAUGA